AUGUCGGUGAGAUGCAAGGUUGAAGGUUGCCCAUGGAAGAUAUGUGCAAAUGCAGUGGGGAAGAAGACUCCUUUCCUAUGCGUGACAACAUUUGUAAAUGAACAUGUGCAUAGUGUGCAAGACAAUCUCCAAGUCAGCCAUGGUGGAAGAGCUAGUUUGACAUCAGCAAUUAUAAUUGAUGAGGUAAGGAAUCACAUAGACAAACGGCCUACUGAAAUAAUGACAAUAUUGAAAAGAGACUGUGGGGUGAAUCUAACAUACAAGCAAGCAUAUAGAGCUAAGGAAAAAGUUGCUACUGGGAAUAACAUAUUUGAGCGAGUUUUCAUAGCUUAUAGGUGUUGUAUAGAGGGUUUCUUAACUGGUGGUAGGCACAUACUGUAUAUAGAUGGAACUCACCUAAGUGGACUGUAUAAGGGAACAUUGCUGUCAGCAUCGGCUUAUGAUGCGAAAAAUGAAUUAUUACCAUUUGCAAUUGCCAUUGUGAAGGGGGAAAUAUAUGAGGAUUGGUCAUGGUUUCUGCAUAUGAUUAAAAAUAUCAUUGGCUCUAACCAGUUAACAAUAGUUUCAGACCGUCACAAUUCAAUCAUAGCAGCUGUCCGAACAAUAUUUGGAAGUGAGAGGCAUGCAUAUUGCUAUAGGCAUGUGAAGGAGAACUUCAGUGCAGAACUAGUUAAAGCAAACAGAGGCAAGAGGAAGACAAGUAAGUCCAUGAAGGAAGAUGGGUUGCAAUUGCUUGAUAAUAUCGCAUAUGCAAGGCUUGAUGGUGAGUUCGAUAAGGCAAUGGACCACAUGCAUCGUUUCUCUCCACAGUUAUUCUAG
Neltuma alba is the source of this 819-nucleotide messenger RNA. RefSeq lists its product as uncharacterized. NCBI's taxonomy places the organism in Eukaryota, Viridiplantae, Streptophyta, Magnoliopsida, Fabales, Fabaceae. The record is from RefSeq and is a predicted model, not a curated record. The coding region runs from base 1 to 819 and encodes 272 amino acids. The transcript has 2 exons.